This is a messenger RNA of Coregonus clupeaformis (lake whitefish), 12641 nucleotides long. RefSeq names its product ankyrin-2-like. Gene Ontology annotation, biological process: protein localization to T-tubule; signal transduction; regulation of cardiac muscle contraction. Lineage: Eukaryota; Metazoa; Chordata; Actinopteri; Salmoniformes; Salmonidae. The transcript has 51 exons. The record is from RefSeq and is a predicted model, not a curated record. Bases 567 to 11396 code for a protein of 3609 amino acids. Gene Ontology annotation, molecular function: protein binding. Gene Ontology annotation, cellular component: T-tubule.
UCCUCUCUCUCUCUCCCCCGUUGCAUUAUCAGUGAGUGAAGUCUUGUGUUUGGGAUGACUGACUGACAGAUCCCAAACCUGAAGCUUCCCACAGCAGCUGACAGCUCCGCAAUUACAGUGGGAGGGGAGGAUCUCUCUCUCUCUCUCUCUCUCUCUCUCUCUCUCUCUCUCUCUCUCUCCUUCUCUCGCUACCCACACAUCCACACUCUAAACGUCAGAUUCAGUGUUCCAAGGAGUGGGGCGCUGCAUGCAGGGCUAGACCAGUUCAUAUGUGGUGGUGAUGGCUGGAGGCAUAGAGGACUAGCGGCUACACCUCGCUCUCUGUUUCUCUCUUCUUUCCGUCCUCCUCCUCUGCUUUCCCGCAGAGUCCUGGGAGCGGACGACUCGGCUUGAGCGUCUGCCUGCCCUUGGCGGAAAGUCGCCCGCUGGGAAUCUACUGAAUCAAAAUAUUUUUAACCCUUCGCUGGCGUUCAUAUCUUUGGGACUCUGGGACUCUUUGGGGAAAUUCUAAAGGAGAUUUGGGUAGAUUCUUCUGGAAUCGCUGUAGUAGGAAGUAGCGGGCAGCCAUGGCACACGCUGCAGCCCACAUUAAGAAGGCCAGGGUGGAGCUGGUGGAGCAGCAGGGUCCUGACCUGAAGGCUCUGGAGAAAGCCCGCCAGAGGAGGAUACGCUCCCGGGAACGGGCAGAGCGCAAACGCAAGUCGGACAGCAACACCAGCUUCCUACGAGCGGCAAGGGCGGGGAACAUCGACAAGGUUCUGGAGUACCUGAAGGGGGGAGUGGACAUAGGCACCUGUAAUCAGAAUGGGCUCAAUGCGUUGCACCUGGCAGCUAAGGAGGGCCACGUGGAGCUGGUCCAGGAGCUGCUGGAGAGAGGCUCAGCUGUGGACUCAGCCACCAAGAAAGGGAACACAUCCCUCCACAUUGCCUCUCUGGCCGGACAGGCCGAGGUGGUGAAGAUACUGGUGAAGCGCGGAGCAGAAAUCAACUCUCAAUCUCAGAAUGGCUUCACCCCUCUGUACAUGGCUGCUCAGGAGAACCAUAUAGACGUGGUGCGUUACUUACUGGAGAACGGAGGUAACCAGAGCACCGCUACAGAGGAUGGCUUCACCCCACUGGCCAUCGCUCUGCAGCAGGGCCACAACCAGGUGGUGUCCGUCCUGCUGGAGAACGACACCAAGGGUAAGGUGCGGCUGCCCGCCCUGCACAUCGCCGCCCGCAAGGACGACACCAAGUCUGCUGCGCUGCUCCUCCAGAAUGACCACAAUGCAGACGUGCAGUCCAAGAUGAUGGUCAAUAGGACUACGGAGAAUGGAAAGAGUGGAUUCACGCCACUUCAUAUCGCUGCCCACUAUGGAAACGUGAACGUGGCCACACUACUACUAAAUCGUGGGGCGGCUGUGGACUUUACAGCUAGGAAUGGGAUCACGCCCCUCCACGUGGCCUCUAAGCGUGGCAACGCUAACAUGGUGCGCCUCCUACUGGACAGGGGUUCUCAGAUCGAUGCUAAGACCAGAGACGGCCUCACACCUCUACACUGUGCGGCCAGGAGUGGACAUGACCCUGCAGUGGAGCUACUGCUGGAGAGAGGAGCACCCAUGCUGGCCAGGACCAAGAACGGUCUGUCUCCUCUCCACAUGUCAGCGCAAGGCGACCAUGUCGAGUGUGUCAAGCACCUGCUGCAGCACAAGGCGCCUGUUGAUGAUGUUACACUGGACUACCUGACGGCGCUGCACGUCGCUGCUCACUGCGGUCACUACAGAGUCACCAAGCUGCUGCUGGACAAGAGGGCCAACCCCAACGCUAGAGCACUGAAUGGCUUCACCCCGCUGCACAUCGCCUGUAAGAAGAAUAGAGUGAAGGUGAUGGAGCUGCUGGUCAAGUAUGGAGCUUCUAUCCAGGCCAUCACAGAGUCUGGUCUGACUCCUAUCCACGUAGCAGCCUUCAUGGGUCACCUCAACAUCGUCCUACUGCUGCUACAGAACGGAGCCUCGCCUGACGUCAGCAACAUUCGUGGGGAGACUGCUCUACACAUGGCGGCCAGGGCAGGACAGGUGGAGGUGGUGCGCUGUCUGUUGAGGAACGGAGCCAUGGUGGACGCCAGAGCCAGGGAGGACCAGACUCCCCUCCACAUCGCGUCUCGUCUGGGGAAGACUGAGAUAGUCCAGCUGCUACUGCAGCAUAUGGCCCACCCUGACGCCUCCACGACUAACGGAUACACACCCUUACACAUCUCAGCCAGGGAGGGACAGGUGGACGUGGCUUCAGUGCUGCUGGAGGCAGGCGCCUCACACUCACUGGCUACUAAGAAAGGAUUCACUCCCCUGCAUGUGGCGUCCAAGUACGGAAGCCUGGAUGUGACCAAACUUCUCCUGCAGAAAAGAGCCCCUCCUGAUUCUGCUGGGAAGAACGGCCUCACGCCCCUCCAUGUCGCAGCGCAUUACGAUAACCAGAAGGUGGCGCUCCUGCUUUUGGACAAAGGGGCCUCCCCCCACGCAACGGCCAAGAACGGCUACACCCCCCUCCACAUUGCGGCGAAGAAGAACCAGAUGGACAUAGCGAUGGUGCUGCUGCAGUACGGGGCGGAGACCAACAUCCUGACCAAGCAGGGCGUCACCCCCCUACACCUGGCCUCACAGGAGGGACACGCUGACAUGGCCGCCCUGCUCAUGGAGAAGGGGACUCAAGUCAAUGUCCCCACCAAGAGUGGCCUCACCUCCCUCCAUCUGGCUGCCCAGGAGGACAAGGUGGCUGUGGGUGAGAUACUGGCUAAACAUGGAGCCAACCUGGACCAGCAAACUAAGUUGGGCUACACUCCUCUGAUCGUAGCGUGUCACUAUGGCAAUGCCAAGAUGGUCAACUUCCUCUUACAGAACGGUGCUAGUGUCAACGCCAAAACCAAGAAUGGAUAUACUCCCCUCCACCAAGCAGCACAGCAAGGAAACACACACAUCAUCAAUCUACUGCUGCAGAAUGGAGCUAAGCCAAACAACAUCACUGCGAAUGGUAACACAGCUCUGGCCAUCGCCCGGCGACUUGGCUACAUCUCGGUGGUGGACACACUCAAGGUUGUCACCGAGGAGAUCAUUACCUCGACAACCACGGUGACAGAGAAACACAAGUUGAACGUCCCUGAGACCAUGACUGAAGUCCUAGAUGUCUCUGAUGAGGAGGGCCUACAUACUGUACCCACAGUGCUGAAAGAGAGUGAGGAUGAUGUUCUGUCCGAUGACUCCAUGGAUUUAGAAGGUGAUGACACGAUGACAGGGGACGGAGGGGAGUACUUGAGGGCAGAGGACCUGAGGGAACUGGGAGAUGACUCCCUGCCUGGACAGUACCUGGAUGGGAUGAACUACCUGCGCUUUAGUCUGGAGGGGGGACACUCUGACAGUCGAAUACAAAGUUCGGACAGGUCCUACACUCCCAGUUACCAUGGUUACUACUCUCCCAAACAUGAAAGCAUGAUGGAGGAGAUGCUCACCAGCCAGAACGUGUCGUCUCUUGCCAGGGAAAAUGAAAAGGAUUUGUAUCGUCUGAGUUGGGGCACAGAAAAUCUGGACAAUGUGGCACUGUCCUCCAGCCCCAUCCACUCUGGCCGUUCCUCUCCGUGCCAUGAUCAUGGCGACAGCAGCUUCCUGGUUAGCUUCAUGGUGGACGCCAGGGGCGGAGCCAUGCGGGGUUGCCGCCACAACGGCCUGCGCAUCAUCAUCCCGCCGCGGAAGUGCAGCGCGCCCACGCGGGUGACCUGCCGGCUGGUGAAGAGGCACCGCCUGGCCACCAUGCCCCCCAUGGUGGAGGGAGAGGGCCUGGCCAGCAGGCUUAUCGAGGUGGGGCCCGUCGGAGCCCAGUUCCUCGGUAAACUGCACCUUCCCACUGCCCCGCCCCCUCUUAACGAGGGUGAGAGCCUCGUUAGCCGCAUCCUGCAGCUCGGGCCACCCGGGACAAAAUUCCUCGGGCCUGUAGUCGUGGAGAUCCCUCACUUCGCUGCCCUGAGGGGGAAGGAGAGGGAGCUGGUGAUCAUGAGGAGUGAGACAGGAGAGAGCUGGAAGGAGCACCACUGUGAACACACCGAGGAGGAGCUCAACCAGAUCCUCAACGGCAUGGAUGAAGAACUGGACCCUCCAGAGGAACUGGAGAAGAAGCGUAUUUGCCGCAUCAUCACCAGGGACUUCCCACAGUACUUUGCGGUGGUGUCCCGGGUCAAACAGGACAGUAACCUGAUCGGUCCAGAGGGGGGCAUCCUCAGCAGCACGGUGGUGUCUACGGUCCAGGCGGUCUUCCCAGAGGGAGCACUCACCAAGAGGAUCAAAGUGGGACUACAGGCUCAGCCAAUGAACGUGGACGUGGUGAAGAAGCUCCUGGGGAACAAGGCAACGUUCAGCCCCAUCGUGACCCUGGAGCCCCGGAGGAGGAAGUUCCAUAAACCAAUAACCAUGACCAUCCCCAUUCCCAAGAGUAACACUGACCCUGUGGUCAACGGCUUCGGAGGGGACCAGCCCACCCUGCGCCUGCUCUGUAGUAUCACAGGUGGAACGACGCCAGCCCAAUGGGAGGACAUUACAGGAACCACGCCCCUAACGUUCAUCAACGACUGUGUCUCCUUCACGACCAACGUGUCGGCCAGGUUCUGGCUGAUAGACUGUCGGCAGGUGCAGGAGUCAGUCAACUUCUCCACUUCGGUCUACAGGGAGAUCAUCUGUGUUCCCUACAUGGCCAAGUUCGUCAUCUUCGCCAAGACCCACGACCACAUUGAAGCGCGGCUCCGCUGCUUCUGUAUGACUGACGACAAGAUGGACAAGACCCUCGAGCAGCAGGAGAACUUCACAGAGGUGGCCAGGAGCAGAGACGUAGAGGUCCUGGAGGGCAAACCCAUCUAUGCAGACUGCUUUGGCAACCUGGUCCCUCUCACUAAGAGUGGCCAGCACCACCUCUUCAGCUUCUUUGCCUUCAAAGAGAACAGGCUGGCACUCUUCAUCAAGAUCCGAGACAACACCCAGGAUCCGUGUGGCCGUUUGUCCUUUAUGAAAGAACCCAGGUCUUAUAGAAGUCUGGCCCACAACGCCAUAUGCAACCUGAACAUCACACUACCAUCCUACUCAAAGGAAUCUGAUUCAGACCAAGAGGCUGAGGAAGAGAUCAGCAGGACGCUCGAGAAAUAUGACGAAGACGCUACAUCAACGGAGACUACAGUCCAGAAGAGAGAUUUGAUCCGAGAUUCUACGGCUCUGGCCAGUCCGGACCUCCUCUCCGAUGUGUCUGAGAUGAAACAAGACCUGAUCAAAAUGACCGCCAUCCUAACCACAGAUUCCACAGAAAAAUCCAGUUCCAUGGAAGGGAGCGGUCUGGAAAAAGGGGCUGAGGAGGUUCAGGGCGAGCCGUUUGAAAUCAUGGAGAAGGUCAAAGAGGAUUUGGAGAAAGUGGGCAAGAUACUUAGGAGUGGAACAUAUGAGGGUGAGGUGGCAAAGGAGGUGGCAAGAGCAGCCAGAAUGAAAGAAGAGUGGGUCCUCCUCUCAGACUGUGAGAUAGAGGAGGCCAAACAUAUGGCUGCCUUAGAACCCCAGGAACCCAUACUACGUGAAGUCAGAGUCAACAGAGGGAUUCCCAGACCUAAAGCCAUCAAAGACGUGUCCGGGAUGGUCACACACCUGAGUGGUGAACUCAAAGAAUAUCUCCUGGAUGUACCUGAGGGCACCAGUACAACAGCCCAGGGGGAAGUGGUCCAAGAGAAAUUCACAGAGGUAGUCCUGCGCAAAGGCGCAAAAAGAACCAUGACAACAACAACAACAAAAACAACAACAACUACAACAACAAAGAAGGACAUCAAAACUCCUGCUUUUGACCUAAACAAGCCAGUCAGGAGGAAAGGAAAGGACCAGGAACAGGCAGAGGAAUCUACCGAUGGGGAUGCUCUCCUUAGCGCACCCAAAGACCCUAAACCAGUGUCACCUGUGUCCCCAGUAGUAGAGGAGACCCCCAUUGGGUCCAUAAAAGACAAAGUCAAAGCCCUUCAGCAGAAAGUGGAGGCAGAGCAAAAGGGCCGAAAGCCAACUAGCACCAAACCUUCAAAUGUUGCUGUGGAGAGCAAAAUACCACAAAAGGUCAAAGAAACCACCCCGACACAGAGCCCCGCAAAACAGGGCACCGCUAAACAGGGCCCACUUAAGUCCCCCAAAACUGAGUCUGAGAAGCUGGAGGAGACCAUGUCAGUAAGGGAGCUCAUGCGAUCCUUCCAAAAGGGGCAGGACCCCUCAAAGAGAAAGUCUGGGCUUUUCGAGCUCAAAACCACCUCUACAGAGCAUGAAACAACAGAAUCUGAAUCACAGCCCACUCAGUCCAAAUCCACCAUCAAAGCCACGACAACCCGUUACGAACGGGAAGUAUCACUGGACGCCAUACCUGGCGAGCCCCACAGAGAGAGAGACGAGCAAAUUAGCCCACACCAAAAGCACUCCAAAGAUUUUGGUGCUGAAAUCAAAGCAAAGCUUGAGGACAAUCCAGAGUACCAACAGUUUAGGCAGAUCUCUGUAGAGGGUAGUCCUGCCCAGUCAGACUUAACUGAAAUCGUAGAGUUUCCUAAUUCUGCCCUCGAUGAUAGCUCUGAUAGUUUAAAACAUGAAGGCGUGGCAGACUCUCCCAGUGCCAGCCUGGGUGAUUGUAGUCCUCAUCAUCUGAGCUCUGAGGAUAGCCUCAAACACCAGGGCUUAGCAACUCCUGGAACAAGCCCUGACAGUCUCUCUUUCUCUCCCAAAAACGCUGACCAGUCCACUAAAAACUCAACAGCUGUUACUAUAGCUGUCGAAGAUGACAAGAAAAGUAAGGAUAAGUCUGGAGACUCUGGUGUGGGGACCAUUGAUGACCAGCCAUCAAAUGAAAUAACCCUCCCUGUCUCUUCCAGCAAGGCUGCAGACGACCGCACCACAAGUGAGUCCAUAUCUUUUCAGAGGGCUGAGUCUAAGCCCUCUAAACCGAGAAAGCUUACAAAGAGAGUUUCUGAGACUUUAGAGAACUUCCUUAGUGAUGAGGAGAGCCCUGAUGACAAGCUAGCCUCAGCCUUAGCUGCAACCAUUGCUUCUAGUGCCUCUACCCAGCGUCAAGGAAACUUAGAACUGCCUUUAAGACAGCAAGACUCAGACGCUCUCAGUCCAUUAGCGGACGACUCUUUGACCAUAAGCCACAGAGACUCUCUAGACGAGGGUAGUCCCCUCAUGGAAGACAACUCCUCCCAUAGGACCCCAGACUCUAUCGAGCCCAGCCCAACCAAGGAAUCCCCUUGUCAUGACUCCUUAGAGAGCAGCCCGGUAGAGCAAAAAACCUUCCCUCCUGCUCUAGAUCAGCCCAGUGGGUCCUCUAGCCACCCAGAGCCCUCCAAUGCCCCAGACUUCCCCCCAGACGUGUUGCGUAGUAGGCUACUCAGGGACCAGGAGGCUAGUGCCAACGAUGAUGACAGUAUCGAGCAGACUUUGUCCCAGAUGGAAAGUUCCGGUAAGAGUCCUCUCUCCCCCGACACCCCUAGUUCUGAAGAGGUAAGUUAUGAGGUAAACCCCAAAACCCCCGACCACAUGUUCCUAUCUGUGGUGUCCACACCAGCUGUCAUAACCGAAGACUCAGAGGAAGAUGAUGAUGAGUCAGAAGCACAGAGGAAAUUCACUCCAGAGGAGGAGAUGUUUAAAAUGGCAGCCAAAAUAAAAACCUUUGAGGAAAUGGACCAGGACGCCAGAACCAAAACUAACUCUAGAAAAUAUAUCAGUGCCUCAGCAGGUGACGAAGCAGGGGAUGAUAGCUUCAGAACAGUUGAACUAGAGUCCGCAAAUGAGAGUGGGCUCACUGGGGCCAAAGGGACCUCAGAGUUAGCUCUUUCUGUUGAAUCCCUUAUUAAAGUACAACCUCCCUCUCCUUUUCCAGCAGGUGUGCAUGAAGGAGUCCACCACACAGAGUCCAAGAGUGUAGCUACAAUGGCAGCAGUAGAGGGACCACAAUCUGUCUCAGAGCAGCAUGUCUCACAAUCAGUUCAUUCACACAAACAAACAGACGACAAAGACAGUUUAGCUAAAAUGGCUACCAUGUCUUCCAGCUCUGAGGGGGCUGCAAACAUAACCGAUGAGCAGAAGGAGGAAAGCUUGAGGAAAUCAAGGGGAAGCAAGGAGGAUGAUGGGGGAGGGAAAGAGGCAGAUGCAGGCAGUCUGCAGACAUCUGCUGUAAAGGCUCCCAGCCAGGUAGAGAGAAAUAUAACUGAUGAAGUGAAAGGAGAUUACAGGAGGCACUCAGGAGCCCCUGAGGCAGAAACGUCCUCCACCAUCAUUAUCGGACAAGCGAAGGAAAUGUUCAAACCUGAGAUCUGUAUCUAUGACGACACAGAGGAAGACGAUGAGGAAGAGGAACCUCCCAGAACCGAGUCAAAGGGCGUGACCGCCAACGCGGAGGCAGACCCCUGGAGCGCCAUGCGUGAGGACGAUGAUGCUUUCACGGCCCGCGUCAAAGAGGAAGAGCAGAAGAUCCUGGGUCUGAUGGUGAACCAGCAGUCCCAGGGGGCAACCACGGACACCACCCCAGGAAGGAGCCCCACAGAGGAGAGCACGCCAACCAGCGAGCCCAAUCCUUUCCUCUUCCAAGAGGGGAAGCUCUUCGAGAUGACCCGCAGCGGAGCUAUUGACAUGACCAAACGGACCUAUGAGGACGAGGGCUUUUACUUCUUCCAGAUAGGAGAGCAUCCUCUAGAGGAGGCGCUGUCUGAACAGGUCAGAGAAGAGCCAGGAGAUAGAGCAGCCCCAUUAGACAGUGAAGUGGGUCUCAACCUGACUCUAGAGAUAAAAAUGGAAGAUGAGAAACAACCUAAAGAUGCUUCAGAGGACGAUCAGACAGGUAGCGGGGCUGCAGCAGCCUCCCCUUCUAAAUCAGACGCCUCUAAAUCUAGAAUCCCUAGAAUGGGUCUUUCCGCCUCAGCUAAGAUCACUAAGAAAGACAAAGACUCAGUAUCCCCAGUAUCUCCUGAGGCUUUAGAAGUUAAACCAGAUUCAAUUGUAGAGGAGACCCCCCUAGAGGUAGAAAAUAGUUCCCCAGACCCAAUGAUAGCUAAUGUUGAGACAGCAGUAACUGUCACUCGAUCAGUGUACCCUGAACAAGACCAAGAGUCCUCUGACUCCUCUCCCGAGGAGCAGCAUUCAGUUAUAGAACUCCCCAAAACCAUGGAAAAGACCAAAACCCCAACUUCUAGUGAAAAAGUGAAAAAGAUCCCAACUAAAACCCCAGCUAUAGCUCCAGCCAAGGCUGGCUCCCAAAGUCGGGUUAAAACUUCUUCCUCCUCUACAUACCCUACAUCCCCCUAUUCAGCAACUCUUAAAAAAGAGACCCCCUCCGCAGAGUCAAAAUCGAGAAUACCUGUCAAAGGCAAGGCUAGCCCUGUCAAGCCUGAGCCAUCAGUUAAACAUACUGUGUCUUCCCAGGACACAAAGCUCAAGGUCCCAGUAAAAAAGGACUCGAGGAGAAAGUCUGAGACAGAUGCAGGUCUCUCUGCAGUUCCCAAAACCAAGACUUCGUCUUCCAAAGCCAAGAGCUUCUGUGAGGGAGACAAGACAUCUGCUAAAAAGGGCCAGGUUCGUCCCAUGAGCACUGAUUACUCCACCAAGCCCAAGUCAUGCUUCGGCUUCCAAUCCAGGCUGCCAGUUAGAGGCAAGCUUGGUCAGCCAUCCAACAAUUCCACCCCCGCCAAAGAGAAAAGCAAGCCGCGCAAGAAGUCCACCGAGUUUGUCGAUGAGAUUAGUGACGAAGCGGCAAAGCUGGUUGAGAGAUUGGCUCAGGCCGAGAAAGACAAAGAGCAUGAGGCUGCCAUCUCGGAUGACGAGAGCAGUGGCAUAGACCCCUCCGUCAUAGAGAGGGAGACUUUUCCCGAAAUGCAUUUCCCUACUUCCGGAGACGUCUAUCCCAUUAGACCCCUGUGGGACGACCCUGUUGACACGCAGAUGCAACGAAUUCCCAACGAUACAGUCAGAAGUCAAGUAGAUCUACAGGAUGAAGCCGAAAGGAAAGAGGAACGAUUGGAAAUAAUAGCCGACCACCUGGGCUUCAGUUGGACGGAGCUGGCUCGAGAGCUGGAGUUCAGUGAGGAGAGGAUCAAUCUAAUAAGAAUUGAGAACCCCAACUCACUACAGGACCAAAGCCACGCCCUGCUGAAGCUCUGGACUGACAGGGAUGGCAAACAUGCCACAGAAACUACACUGAUCAAACGACUCACCAAGAUCAACAGAAUGGACAUUGUUCAUCUCAUCGAAACCAAGAUAAUGAAGUCCACCCAGGAGGACGCAUCAUCCCACACCUAUGCAGAGAUUGAGAGGACCAUUGCAAUGGAUCACAGUGAAGGUUUCUCUGCCCUCCAUGAGGACAUAGACAGUCCCCGGCCAGGCAGGCGUACAGACGGCACCCCCAGUGGGCCAGGGUCCAGGCAGGGGCCCUUCCUGGUGUCAGAGGAGGACCUCUCCUCCAGCAUGUCAUCACUGCAUGAGACAUCAGGGCGGGUAGAGAUAGACACUUCAGUAACAGGCCUCCUGAAACACGCCCAGAAGGAGAAGCUGCAGAAAGAGCUGGAGAUGACACAUUCUGUGGGCGGUACACCACAGAGUGGAUCGGAGAAGGCUGAGUCACUACACAUGGGCACUUUUAAACAAGCGGAUGAUCUGCCAGACAUCCCUCCGCAAACAGUGACAGAGGAACAGUACAUGGAUGAGCAUGGAAACAUGGUAGUCAAGAAGAUCACGCGGAAGGUGAUCCGUAAGUACUUCUCUCCAGACGGCGUAGAGAGAGAGGAGGUGACGGUGGAGGGAUCUCACCAGGAGAUGGUCAGUGUGGAGGAAGGAGACGGCUUCUCCAAGGUAGUGAAGAGGACAGUGGUCCGGAGCGAGGGAGAUCAGACCGAGUUGACCUUCUCGGAGCCCUUGGCCCUGGGGGCCACCACGGCCUCAGACUUCGAGUCAGAGCAGGUGCAGGGCCGAAAAGUCAGCAAGGUGGUCAAGACGACGGUGGUGAGGGGCGAGAGGAUGGAGAAGCAGACGGGUGACUCAACGCUGGCUGCAGACCUCCCCUCGGCCAAAGAGGACUUUGAGAAGGCAUUGAGUUAUGCUGGAGGCUUUGGAAAAAUCCAACUUCCUCAUUUAGUAGAGAAAGAGGUUGUGAAGGACGACGGUUCUGUGGUCAAAAGAACCCAGAUGCGUAAGUCUCGUACCCAGAAGAGGACUGUGGUGAGGGACGCCCAGGGUAAGCAUGUGCACCUGGAGCGGCUGGACGACACCCCAGAGACCCUGCAACCCGACGCCCUUCAGCAACACCUGCACCUGCUGCUCCAACGCUACUGCGCCAAGGAGGAGGAGGAAGGAGAGAAAGAGGAGGAGAAGAGAAAGAAGAAGUGAUGGGCUGAUUUUAUUUGCUGGCUGAGUUGUUCUUCUUCCCUGUUGGCCCUGCCCCCCAUACUACAUAAGCCCCCUAUCCACUAAAAGCCUAUGAAGUCUUGUAAGCUCACCCCUGACCUUUACCUUCCACACAGACAUCUCCUGCUAAAGACACUGGAUUGCAUUUUUGUUUUGAUUGUUGUUUUUCCCCUUUUGUGGCAAAUAAUGGAGCACUUUUUGUUAUUUGUGCUUUCACUUUUUUUUGUCCUUUUCCUUUUGACUUUUCCUGUUUUCUUUGCUCAUUUUGUGACCAAAGAUAGUUCCCCCUUUCUCGUCGGGUGACUUAGAAUAUUAUUUGGUCGUUAUCCUUUUUUGGGGGUUCUUUUAGUUUUUGGCUGCUGUGGUACAAUAAACAACAACACAAACAAAAUGCAAUGAAAGGAAAACAAAAACGGAAAAUGAAUAAAGAGGGGGCACCUCUGAUGUUCGCCUCAUGCACAGGCAUCUUCCUAAAGGAACGAUUGUAAACAUUUGUAAAUAAAGGAGAAGUGACAUGCUCGGACUGGGAGAAAACGAAACAAACAGUAGUUCAAAAGCAUUUAUUACAUUUGCCCCAUGGUACCUGCUGUACACGUACGUGCACCAAUCAAAAUCGCUCUUCUGUUCUGAGGUGAAGGGUCAUAACAAAGUUGACCCUUUUCGCCCCACUAGGAGUCAGUUGUCACAAAAAGGUUUCGAAAGAUACUGUAAAAAGGGAGGGAAUGCCAUAGUGUUUCAUCAAGGACUUCAGAGUCAGAUAAGCGCAAAUAUGUGAUCUGAACCAACAUUUGACUGAAGCAAAUCCCCCCCAUAUAACCCUCCGCUACAGUUCUGUAGUGCUGAGUGAUUAACCGAAAUGUUGGUUAUUUUUUGGUUUUAAACAACUAUUUGACUGAUGUCGGUUCAAUUAUUUGAAUUCCAUUUAGUUUGGGGUUUUUCUGAGCUCAAUGUGCACAUUGUGCUGUAGUUUCUCUUGAUAUAAAUCAGAUCAUGCCUGAACUGUGAGAUGUUGUAGUUUCCAACAGGCCAAUGUUCUAUAUAGUUUAGCGCAGAAAACAUGAUAAUUAACUACAAUGACCAUAAUCCGUUGUGUGGCUACUUGUCCGGUCUUCCGCGAUCAACAAGGGAUACACAUUGAGCAGUUUCUUCACGAGGUAUCUCUACCUGAAAAUACAUGAUCUAAGUGAUUGAUACAGUAGUUGGUAUUCAGCAGUCAUAAAAGUAUGC